AGUGAAGAGACAUGAGUCCCGUUCCUAUAACGUGUCGUCGUUAAUCUGCCCAACAAUUUGUGUGACCAAAGUGACGACCAGCAGCCACGAUGAAACAGGAAUUCGUUCAAAUUCGUCCAAUGACGGGACUAAUAACUCGGCAGCACGUUUCGCACAAGAAGAUGAAAGGAUCAUCGGCGUCUCAUCCAGCACCGAUCGUUGGUGAUUGGGAUACCAUCGACAAAGUGUCAGCCAUCUUGGCCGUCAGCAAUGUGAACGAAAAGGGUGGAGUCGGAGGACUGCACUCGAUGGCUCCUUCCCAGCGGCCGGCCCCGUUCCUUCGAUCGCGGACAUUACCCAGCAUCAUCGUCCCAGCGACGACAGUAGUGGCCAUGGCCACGGCUUCGGCAGCUGUUCACGGAGCCAUGGUGGCGGCGGCGGCAGCAGCAGCGGCCGACAACAACGGACUUUGUGUCCCGUCCACUUCUCCCAAGCAACAACAACCGUCAGCGGCGGAUUCAAACGAAUGGCAGGACAUCCGAGAUUUGCUGGGCAUGUCAUCGAUCACAGCCGGAUCGAAACCGUCUGGAUCUUCUGAUCCGGGAUCACCUUGUUUCACGACCGUUCCGGCUGCUGCUGCUGCUGGAAGCGGAGUGCGAAACAAGAAAAGUUCGGCCGACACUUCGCCAUCGGCCAACAGCGGCCGACUAUCCAAAUUAUUUGUCAACAGCUCAGGUGGAGUGGGCAGCGGCAGUUUCCGAAUCAGCAACAACAACAACCAACUGCAACCGCCCGACUGUCCCGUUCAAAUCCAAGUGCACCUGAGCAACAACGACAUCCAUCAGCAGUCGGCGACAAGACUGCGGAGGCACAGUUUGGAAAGCAACAACGACUCGCUGCGUGGUAAGACAACGGACCCACAAGCGCCGGAUGUUCUCUCUACAGCGUCAGGUGGGACCACCCGACUCAACUUAUCAUUGGCUGUUCCGGAAUUGAGCGGCAAAUCUAUUCCGGUUUCGCCUUCCACCGGCGGCAAACGUAAAACAUCUCACGAUAGGAAGAAAGAUUCAUCACUGGAAUUGCUGGUCCAUGGCCUUCACUUGACCAAAACGGACCUGAAGAAAAUGGAGAAACUGACGAAAAUCAAUAUUCAUCUGCACGCGCUGUUUGCUGCCGUCGAAUUCGGCCAGGUGGAAAAGGCCCGUGCUAUCCUGGAAGACAACGAGGUCGACAUUAACAGUUACAACAGUGACGGGCUGUCCUUGAUGGAUGUGGCCGUCCUGACGAACAAUACUGAAAUGGUCAAAUUACUCAUCCAACAUGGAGCCAGGGAGGGAAUGGAGUAUGGCAGUAAGGAAUCGCUGAAUUUGCAUCUGGUCCAACUGCUCAACGAAGCCGAGAAACAGUUGGAAGAGAAGAGUCAGCCGUCGUCCAGUCCGGUUCGAGUGGAUUUGGACAAACACGUCGCCCUCUGGAAACGGCGGGUGCGCAUUUUGCGCAAAAUGAAGUCGGGACUCGAACAGCUGAAGGUGCCCAACAGUCCGAACCAGGCCCGCGUCGAAGUUGUUGGUGAACAUUCUGCCCACAUUUGGUGGCUUCAGCCCGAAGUCGACUCUGGUGGCAUUUGCACUAAAUUUAAAGUUCAAUGGUCAACUCAUCCGGAUUUCGCCUUCCCCGGUGGCGAGUUGGAGGUGCGCGAUACGCAAAUCUGGAAGCGCGGCGGAGGAGCCGAAGAAUUUAACGAAGUCAACGUGACCGUCUCAUCUUGCCCGUCCAACUCUCGAUGCUACUUUCGUGUAGCCGCCGGCAACUUGUCCGGAUACGGGUCGUUCAAAACCACUCUGCCCUCAUCUGUCUUGUUAUCAGUCUGGCGGAUAAUCGACGGCCGAAAACCUCGUUUCGCUGGCCGCCUACCCAUUUUGGACGACCUAUUUAGCAAAGUGCGGACAUGGCGGCCUGAUUACGCCUCGGAAAUUCGACAGCUGGAAGACGGCCUCAACGAAGCCCCAAUGAAGCAGCGCAAGAAUCCAGCCAAACUCAACUUGCGGCAGUUCUUUGGCGCCAACGUCAAAUUUCAAAAGAAUCUGCGCAGGGGAGUCUAUUUCGCUUGCAUCGUCUUCCACGAAGACAAGGUACUGGUGACGACCGAAGAAUUUCCGCCGGUCGUUGAAGUCGACGAUACUUAUCCAGCCUCGGUCAAUAACGAUUUCCACUGGCUCAUGAAGAUUGGCUGCACUUGGAGCGAUGUGAAAACACUCCGGCAAGAUAUGGAGCGCAGUUCCAGUUCCGCAAACGCCCACUUCCGUAUUAAACUACUUCAAGCAGCUGCUCAGCUGCAGAGCGCUUUGGGCUUGCAAGAUUUGGGUCAGCUUCACUACCAGCCACUGAAAGACAGUCAAGGGACCCUGGUGAUAUCGAGUACCUGUCAUUUGGCCAAUAUUAAGGCUGUGCCGUCGUCGUUGAAUUUCAAGUGGCUGCCACUUUCCAAACUUCAACAGCGACGAGUGGUGACAACAAACGAACAAGAGAGUACGGCCAGCGAUCUCCUCCUCGCCUCCCUACAGGAACAAAUCAACUUCAUGCAAGUCAGCAACAAACCUUUGCCCCGAGGACUCUACCUUGGCUACUUGAAGAUGAAGAGUUCGGUCGAUUUGAUUCGCGUUUUGGUGCCCAAGGACGCGCCCAAUCUCCUCCCGCAUGCGAAAAUACGAGACAAUCCGUGGGUGUCGAGUGAAGAGUGGCAGUGGAUCAAGAAAUUGGCCAAAAGUCAACCACAAAACAAAAAUUGUAACCCGGAGAUGAACGACGGAGAUGGCGAUGGCAGUGAGGACAAGGCAGAGUAUUCGGUAAUGGACGGUCUGACGGGCAAACUGAACCUCCAGCCCAGCACGGCCCAGCUGCUCUUCCAAAGUCAAUUACAGAGAGCCGCCUGCCGAUUGCUGGGCAGUAUGGGCAUCGAAGGCUCGGUCAUGCAGCAUCGCAUUUACGAAGACGAAGUGAUUGAACUCAGCCCAGAUGUUUCCGUUAUCCUUUUGCUUCCGCCACCAGACAGUGUGUGCGCUGUAGCCGGUCAAAGCGAGGCGCUCUUCCAUCGGCCUGAAUUUCUUUCAGUUCCCGUUCAAGUAUUUGAAAUGAUUCAUCUGCGCACCUACCAGCGUGAUCUCAUCGGCCGCUAUUCUCGGCUUAGUUCCAUUUUGGAACUGGAUUCGAAUUUGGCACAGCUGGCCAUGCGCGAGGCUUUUUCGAGCGUGGAAUUGGCGGAAGCCAAACAACGCUUCCAGCGGCUGCAAGAUGUUCAAGUUCAAGUUGACUCGACUUGGAGGGGAUCGCGUUGGAUCAUGGACGUUCUUUCGCUGGCCAGGGAUCGAACGAUGACUGGAGUGGGUGUGGCCAUUGCCGCUCUGUCGCAGCAAGUCGCUCCUUCCACUCCUCUUUUGCCUACACCGACCGAAUCCUCUGAGGAAUCCUCGAAGCGAACAAGGGAGAACUCGUUGAAGACGCCCAGCACUUGUUCGAGAUUGAUUCACUCGACAGUCUCCAAUAACGAGGGGCGAAUCAUGGGCGGUGGCGGCGGCACUCCAGGUGGAGGCAAACACCGGAUGCUCGUCAAAACGAAAAGUGAUAACAAGCUGUUGAGCAGCCGCAACUCCAUUGGGGAAUCACCAGCCUUCCUCCGCGUCAACACGGUCCGAUCUCGAACACCCGUCUGCCCUGAAUGUUCCGUUCCACUGGAUUUGCCCGGCUACGUCUCCAAUUGCGGAUCGUGUUCGUGCUCCAGAGCUCGUUACACUCAACCAGAAACGGGCGAAUUGUUUAAGCAACAGCACAGCCGCAGUAACGAAACGCUUCCGACUCCGCCGAUCCUCAUCACUCAAAGUGGAGCCCGCAAGUGCAUAUCGCGAAGUGAAAAUCAGUUGAACAACCUGGAAUUUCAGCCUUUCCUGGACGCUGAAGGCACCGACGACAGCACUUUGCCAGUCUAUGCGGCGGCCGGCCAAGAGCAGGAAGAAGAGCCGAAAUAUGAGCAGUCAACUGACGAUCCUCCUGCUCCGCCGCCCACGAAAUUGCAACGAGGCGGAUCGGGAGGCAAGAAAGGUCGUUCGACCGGCAGCAUGAGAUCAAACAGCCAGGAAAGUGAGUGCAGUCACCCGUCGAGAUCGAGUCAUACUCCUUCGUUGACGUCUUUGUCUUCGGUCGACGGCGAUCCCGAUUCCGGAAGCACACGCUCGGCCGAUGUCGAAAGUGGUGACGCUUCUUCUACCAGCGGAAUCAUUCAGGUGUACGCUGCCUACGAAUCCGGUUUGGCCAACGGCACCAGCGUCAAAUUGCACGUGACCACCAGAACCGUCGCUCGAGAGGUAGUGGACCUGGUGGUUCGCCAGCUCAACAUGGCCGUAGGUUUGAAAGGGAAAGAUGGCCCCGUUUAUCCGGCAGAGGAGUUUAAAAACUUUUGCUUGGUGGCCGUCAUAGGAGCCAGGGAACGAUGUCUGCGAGACGACUUCCGUCCGCUCCAUCUUCAAAAUCCGUGGAAGAAAGGUCGUCUUUAUGUUAGACAGAAGAAGGACGUGCUGGCAGCCAUCGAACAAAGUGGGAGACAGCAAAAGCCUCCACCGGCCGCUCUCUGAUAAUAUCAACGUUACCUCUCAACUACUACGAAUCUCAAGUUGGUCCUUAAUAAAGCGGCCAACGUCACCCUCUUUUAGAUAAUCGUUCACAUCGUCCUUUACGUCACUGUUGACACAAGAUGAGUUUUGUUUGGAAUUGUAACCGGCGUGUCUGGCUGACCUUAGUUAUUCAGUCCAUCUCUAAUCCCAUGUGUUCUAUCCAAAUGGAUCUUUCAAGGGUAUAGACAAGUCUGAGGAGGUUGUAUCAUUUCAUUAUCGUUUGCGAUCAUCUUCACACAAUUUCCGUCACGUGCUAUUAGAAGAAAUCGGCACACAUGUCUAGUAGUUGAAACGAGGGGCGAUUUCUGCCUAAAAAAUACUUGAAUUAUAGACGUGUAAUUAUCGUUUUUUCUUGAUCGUGACAACAUAAUCUGUUGAUAUUUGCUCGUUAACUGUUUUGUACAAAGAAAAAUUCACGUGCACGACAGAUGGCAAUGAUCUCUUCUCAAGGGACAAAGGUGGUACAUACGGCUCGGUCAACUUGAUUUCCCACGUUGAUGUGCUCUUAGGGCACUGAUUGAUUGGUCACGGACUUUGCAUCCCCUGAAUACUCGUUUUAAUUAGCAGAGAUUUUGUUCUAAAAGUACAAUAACUAUCACCAAUACCCUAUCCUUUGUCAAUUGAAAUCAGUUUUUUCCUCCCCCAGUUGUCCAAUCCUCCCCCGCUCCUCCCGUAUAGAUCCUGCGUGUUGAUUAUGACGCGCAUCACGAAUUGAUCGAGACGAUACAGGAAUGUGAGAAUAAGCAACAUGUUGAUUUAUAACUGCUGUCUGUGAUAAGAAUAAAUGCUGAAAUUAAUACAAAAGAUGUUCAUUUACUCAAAA
Molecule: messenger RNA, 5466 nt
Organism: Daphnia pulicaria
Lineage: Eukaryota; Metazoa; Arthropoda; Branchiopoda; Diplostraca; Daphniidae
Gene: wake
Product: ankyrin repeat and fibronectin type-III domain-containing protein 1-like
Exons: 20
Coding region: 90-4604 (1504 amino acids)
Biological process (GO): regulation of establishment of bipolar cell polarity; establishment of mitotic spindle orientation; signal transduction
Cellular component (GO): spindle
Molecular function (GO): protein binding
Source: RefSeq, a predicted model, not a curated record